This is a messenger RNA of Mercenaria mercenaria, 4070 nucleotides long. RefSeq names its product CCN family member 1-like. The transcript is spliced from 6 exons. Gene Ontology annotation, cellular component: extracellular region; extracellular matrix. NCBI's taxonomy places the organism in Eukaryota, Metazoa, Mollusca, Bivalvia, Venerida, Veneridae. Gene Ontology annotation, molecular function: heparin binding; integrin binding. Gene Ontology annotation, biological process: signal transduction; cell adhesion. The coding region runs from base 337 to 1419 and encodes 360 amino acids. The record is from RefSeq and is a predicted model, not a curated record.
UGGAAAGGACCAUGCCCACGAUAUUUAUCGUAAAAGCCGUUUUAUAAAACGGUAUUUUCCUCAGUAUUUUGAGAUGAUAAAUAUUGGAUUUUAUCAUAAAUUCUCUUUAUAGAGUUGGAUAAAUAAAGGACACAUGUGUGUGAUGAAUACAAGAUUAAAUGAACUUGGUUUUUCAUGAUAAAAUAUUUCAUGAAUGUGAUUAAGAAAUAGUUUGUGAAAUUAGUGUUUUAGUUUACUCUAGUGAACAUUUAACAUCGUUUAAUUCGUACUUUUCGUAAAAAGCAGUUAGGAGGAAAAUUCUAUAAUGUUAUAAAUUCGCUGUUAAUAUUGCCAGAGAUGUGUCAUUAUACAUUAUUCCUGUUGUUUACACUUGUGACAAAAGCUAUUGCUUUCCACGUGGAAAACAGAGUGAUAUGUCAGUAUCCAUGUCAGUGUCCUGUACAUGAACUUAAGUGUGACGUCGGUGUGUCAAUAGUGAAAAAUGGUUGUGGUUGUUGCUACAUGUGCGCGAGACAACAUGGCGAUCUCUGCAAUGUUAAGGACGUUUGUGAUGUAAAACAGGACCUUUUCUGUGAUAUGUCUGCUGGGAACGUACCUGGAGUUGGAAUUUGCAAAGCUAAUGUAUCCAAACCUUGUAUUGUGGAUGGUAUGCGAUAUGAAGACGGCGAGAAGUUCAAACCAGAAUGUUCCAGACUGUGCACGUGCCAGAAUGGAAACUAUGGUUGCGUCGAUUUGUGCCCAGAUGAACACAGAAUUCCCUCCAAGACACAUUGCAAACGACCAAGGCUAUUGACCGUAAGCGGUCAGUGCUGCAAGCAGUGGACAUGUGACAUUCAAGAGGAACCGAUGCGUGAAAGGUCAGGCAAAGGAAUUAGUACAAGACAUAUCAGCAAUGAUAACAGACAACCAUUGGAAGUAGGGGCAUAUACAAUGAUGGAGAACGACUAUUCGAAAUAUUACCAGUAUACACAACCGUCUUGUAAUGUAAAUACAAGCAAUUGGAGUCCAUGUUCUAAACAGUGUGAUGUGGGUGUGUCAAAAAGGACUGUGACGGAUACAAAAUGUAAGGAGACGGUGGAGACUCGACUAUGCUACCUUAGACAGUGUAAUGCAAUCAUUCCAAAAAAGAGGAACUUAAAAUGUACGCCGACGUCAAGAAUGCCCGGAAAGCAGCGUCUGAAAUAUGAAGAUUGUGUCAGUGUAAAAGCAUGGAACCUAAAAUUCUGUACAAAUUGUAAACGACGCCGAUGUUGCUACCCUAGACGAGAGAAAACGCGACAACUUGAAUUUCAGUGUAAUGACGGCCGAAGAGAGACAUUUUCCGUUAUGUGGAUAAAAAGCUGUCGAUGUGAUAAGAGAUGUUAUAAAAAAGACCCACACAGACCUCGAAGACGUAAGGUUCCUAAAUGGAUCAAGUAAAACAAAAAAAAGCAACAUGUAUAUACAAAGGGCACCCUUUGUUGAAAUAUUCCAUAUAAUUAUUUAUUUAUCAUAACCUCAGAAAUGUUUUCACAAACGAAAUGAACAGUGAUGUGCACUGUUUUUGUUAUAUGAAAGGAAGGUGUAUUAGUUAACAUUUUGUGUGUAUGGAACACAGUCGUGGCAAUAAAAUACGUUUUUCACAUUCUAAAAUAGAUAUGAUACGUGUAGUUUGCUUACACUUUCGAUGCCCUUAUAUCCAAAUAUCUCCAAUACACAAGCUUUGUAAAAUGUGAAUUUCACUAGAAACUGUUGAAAUAAACCUUUUCUUUAUGACGAAAAGACACAAAUGUCGAUAACACAAAAGAAAACGUCUCCUCAUAAAAUGCACCAUUAACAAGCACAUACAGUUUGUUUACAUAUACAUAAAUAAUGUAUUCUGCAAUUAAUCAGCUCAAAAUUAUGAAGAUUGUGUCAGUGUUCUUUAUAUGUAAUGAAAUGAAAACAAGAAACGCCAUGUUUCAAGAACGAAGAUUCCUCAAACUGUUAACCAGUUAUCCACAGCAUCGCACUUAAGAACGCGCAUAGGAUCAACACACACUAUGACAGAAAUGGCAUACACAAAGACAACGUGGACAAACGAAAUAUCAAAGAAACACAGUGUGGCACUUACGCUGCAGAGUACACAGACAUGGUAAAACACUUAUCGCAAACACAGACAUGGCAACACACACUGACACAGAUAUGGCGAAAUAUACAGACAACGUGCACAAACGGAAUAUCAAUGGAACACAGUGCGGCACUUACGUCGAAAUGUACGUGAUUUAACCUUUAACUAAAGGCUGAAUUUUAAGGCAAUAUUGUUAUACAUUUUAUUGGUAAUAAUGCUUUUGGAACUGGAGAAAAAAACCCCAGCUAUUUUGUUAUUUUACAGCCCAAUGUCUAAGAUGUACAGAUUCAUCUCAAAAGUUAGCUACAUAGCUAUUUGUCAUACACUAUGUCGACUAAAUCAGGCUCAUUUUUUGUUUGUUUAACAUCGCACCGACACAAGUAUAAGUCGAUUAGAUACGUGAAAAUGAUGAAUCCUUUAAAGAUGACCAACAUUCAAAACAAUUUAUUGAUCCUCAACUCAAACCGAGAAAUAUAAAAAGUUAAACGACAUGAAUCAUAAUGUAACUCGAUUUGCUGGCGACUGAUGUAGUCCUUAUAUUAUAUAAUAAAUUGCAUUGAUCAAUGGAUAGAUCAAAUUAGAUAGAAAAAAAAAACUACUGUUGAUCUUAAAGAAAAAUAAUCCAUGUUUUCAUAAAUAAUUAAAUGUUGAUUAGAAAAUGAGUUUCGCGCUUAAAAUGUAUUUCCACUUUAUGACAUCUACUAUAUAUGCCGGACUAUUUCAUAAGGGAUGUUCAGAAGCUAUACGGUAUAAUUGACGUAACAAAAAAUUAAAUUAGAUAUUUCUCGACAAUUAUCGUUUUAUGAUCAUGAUGAUAUAUAUUGCUAAAAUCGAUGUACUUGGCUUGGAUCAGGUCUGCAUCAGUCACAUGCAAAAAGAGUUAUUUUAUGCUUCCUGUUGUAAACUUUAAUUUGUCUGAAACAGAAAUUUAGGGUCGGUACAUCGCCACUUAUACAAGAAGUACCACCUAAUUCCAUAGAAUACAAUGGCUAAAGCAAACCACUAUGUAGUUAAAUUUUGAGGGAGACCUGAAAAUAAAUCUGUAGCAACAGUCUGGUUUUACACCAGAAAAGUUGAUUUGGCAGUGUUGGUUUGAAAAAGCAUCAAGUAGUUUAAAGUGUAUUCUAUUUUAAUGUUUUACUUAGAAUAAAGAAAAUACAUAUUCGUUUUAUGUUUGUGAAGAAACUGUAACUUACUGUAUUUUUUUUUAUUUUAACAAAGAAUUUCACUGGAAAUAUAACGGGAACAAGCUUCUGUAACUUUUUUUCUGAUUUUUGUCCAUUGCAAGUAGUGGAUAUGUGAAAUUGCAGCGUAUUCCGAUUUCGUGUUCAGUCUAUACCUUAAACUUUGUCAUCGAAAGAUGGAUUUCAUAGAGUACUGGCACAAUACUUAAGUAUGACAUGAGAAUGUGUCUAGUGCAAAUACCUAAAAUAACAAAACAACGAUGAAAAUAACAUGUGCAAGAACCAUUACUCCUUUUUGUGUUAUGUCCCUUUAUCUAAUACUCCCCUUCCAAGGGCAUAACUCUAAAACUACUUAAGGAAUAUAUGAAAAUUGUAUACAAAAAUAGAGAACAUUUCAAAAAUUCAAAUGUACAUGGAUCAUAUUCUACCAAUAUUACAUUUUGAAUUAUCUCUUUUCAUUUUCAAUGAAAGUCCAUUCUAAUUUCGGUUCGGUCUGUAACUUUGUCGUUCAUGGAUAAAUUUGACCAAACAUUUACCCAGAUAUUACAUAUCAGUUGCCAAAUGAAUCAGUAUAGUGGGUGUGCACGUUUUCAAAAGUAUUGUCUUGUUUUGCGCUGCAUUUGUGUUUUUAAUUUCAUUUAUUUAUUGUUUAUAGAGAAUUUUGUUAUGUAUAUAUAGAUUUCAACAGGACUUCGCACAAAUGAUAAUCAUGACACGAUUAUAUGUCAUUUGUAAGAACCAUAACCAUGCCCAUCUACCUUUUUAUGUUAUCUCCUUUUAUUGUAUGUCCUUUUGCA